AUGCUUUCAACCCAGCUCAUAAUGUCAUCCAGCUUGAUCCUAGUCCUUCUCCUCCUCCUGUAUCCUGUCCUAACGACACUAAACCCCGACCCCCAGGAAGACACCUGAGCGCUUCUAAAAGUAAAAACAGCAGUAAAAAUAGCCUUCUUUAUUAGCCUGCUCCCCCUAUUUAUGCUCCUUAACGAAGGAAUAGAGACUAUCGUAACAAGCUGAAACUGAACUAAUACCUUAACCUUUGAUAUCAACAUCAGCUUUAAAUUCGACCAUUAUUCAACCAUUUUUACCCCCAUUGCCUUAUAUGUAACAUGAUCUAUUCUAGAAUUUGCAUCCUGAUACAUACAUGCCGAUCCGUACAUAAAUCGGUUCUUUAAAUAUCUCCUUAUUUUCCUUAUUGCCAUAAUUACACUAGUCACUGCAAAUAAUAUAUUCCAACUUUUUAUCGGCUGAGAAGGAGUCGGCAUUAUAUCAUUCCUUCUUAUCGGUUGAUGAUACGGCCGAGCAGAUGCAAACACCGCUGCACUCCAAGCAGUCCUAUAUAAUCGCGUAGGCGACAUCGGCCUUAUUUUUGCUAUGGCAUGAAUAGCAAUAAAUAUUAACUCCUGAGAAAUACAACAAAUAUUCGCAACCACAAAAGACCUCGACCUAACUUUCCCCCUCAUCGGACUUAUUGUAGCCGCUACUGGUAAAUCCGCCCAAUUUGGCCUCCAUCCAUGACUUCCAUCUGCAAUGGAAGGUCCCACACCGGUCUCUGCCCUACUUCACUCCAGCACCAUGGUUGUUGCAGGUAUUUUCCUCUUGAUCCGAAUAAAUCCCCUUAUAGAAAAUAAUCAAACCGCAUUAACAACUUGCCUCUGCCUCGGCGCCCUUACCACUGUUUUCACUGCCACUUGUGCCCUUACCCAAAAUGAUAUUAAAAAAAUCAUUGCCUUCUCCACAUCUAGCCAACUAGGCCUAAUAAUAGUUACAAUUGGACUCAACCAACCACAACUUGCGUUCCUCCACAUUUGCACCCACGCCUUCUUUAAAGCCAUGCUCUUCCUCUGCUCAGGUUCAAUCAUCCACAGCCUAAAUGACGAACAAGAUAUUCGAAAGAUAGGGGGCAUGCACCAUCUGACACCCUUCACGUCCUCCUGCCUAACUAUUGGCAGCCUCGCCCUCACCGGUACCCCCUUCUUAGCAGGCUUCUUUUCAAAAGACGCCAUUAUUGAAGCCCUAAAUACCUCGCACCUAAACGCCUGAGCCCUUACUAUAACCCUCCUAGCCACUUCCUUCACAGCUGUUUACAGCCUACGAGUAGUCUUCUUUGUAUCCAUGGGCUACCCUCGAUUCUUACCACUCUCUCCUAUUAACGAAAACAACCCAGCAGUAAUUAAUCCUAUUAAACGCCUCGCCUGAGGAAGCAUUGUUGCAGGUCUUCUAAUUAUUUCAAAUAUUACUCCCCUUAAAACCCCGAUUAUAACCAUACCCCCCAUACUUAAGUUAGCUGCUCUAAUCGUGACUAUCCUGGGCCUUGUCCUCGCCCUAGAACUUGCGUCCCUAACAAACAAACAAUUUAAACCUACCCCUAAACUAAGCCCCCAUCACUUCUCCAACAUGCUAGGCUUCUUUCCUGCAGUAAUUCACCGACUCAUCCCAAAGCUAGGCCUAAUUUUAGGCCAAGCAAUUGCAAGCCAAACAAUCGACCAAACAUGAUUAGAAAAAGUAGGCCCAAAAGCUGUAACUUCCUUAAACAUUCCCCUCAUCACAACGGUUAGCAACACCCAGCGCGGUAUAAUCAAAACAUACCUUACUCUAUUCCUCCUAACCCUUACCCUCGCGAUCCUACUUCUUAACAUCUAG
Messenger RNA from Acanthopagrus latus (yellowfin seabream), 1839 nucleotides. The record is from the annotation of a RefSeq genome assembly. NCBI's taxonomy places the organism in Eukaryota, Metazoa, Chordata, Actinopteri, Spariformes, Sparidae.